Penicillium cosmopolitanum is the source of this 3666-nucleotide messenger RNA. RefSeq lists its product as uncharacterized. Bases 1 to 3666 code for a protein of 1221 amino acids. NCBI's taxonomy places the organism in Eukaryota, Fungi, Ascomycota, Eurotiomycetes, Eurotiales, Aspergillaceae. The transcript is spliced from 5 exons. The record is from RefSeq and is a predicted model, not a curated record. Gene Ontology annotation, molecular function: protein binding.
AUGAAGAACGAACGCUGGGAGGCCUAUAAGCCUGAAAUCAAGCGUCUGUAUAUAACAGAGGGAAAAUCCAAGGAAAAGGUCAUGAAAACCAUGGAAUUAACCCAUGGAUUCGUCGCUUCGAGCAUUCAAAUUGGGCUCCGCCGGAAUGCAUACGAGUCAAAGAUACAAAGCCUCCAGUUAGCAUCUCUACCCUCGACACCCGAGGGAGUCAUUGUAUGCUCUCCUGCACCGCCUUGUGAUCUGGGGCUUCAGUGGCCUGAAGACCUUCCUUGGUUCUCAUUUUUACGCCAACUCUCGAUUCUUGAUGUCAAAUUUGACUCAACGCCCUCUAUUCAAAAGAGUUGGACACUCGGAUCUAUUGGAUAUGAAAGUGAUCCAUUUCGCACAUCAAUCCCUUUUGAUUUGAGCUUAGCACUCGACCCUCUUCAAGGUCACGUUUAUCGGGCCGUUGCGCCGUUGAGAACUAUCAUGCCAGUUGAAGAGCGUGAAGGACAGCACGAAGCCACGGCACAAUCUCUACAGACCGCUUCCCCUUUCUCCGAACUUCCUGUUGCUCUCUAUAUGUUCUCGAACAACAUACAACUUAUCAGCUAUUCCGACGAAAGAUUUCCCCUCCCAUUUCACACAAGACGGAGCGAGUUCCGGGUUCUGCGCGAUAUUCUGCAAGAAUGCAAACUCGACGACGCAAAGAACAUGAGAAAUCUUCUCGCUUUCAAAGACCUGACAGCUGAAGUCAUUGCUCACAAAAUCUUCAGAGCCUCGAUAGAGAUACGUGACAAAGAGAUGGUACGGAUUAUGCUAGAAGCCGGGAUGUGUCCAAAUACACCACUUCUCAUUGACAACUUCCGUGGCACCGCCCUGCAGUAUGUUUCUGGAAUUUUUCCUCCCGAGACUGCAUGUGAUCUGGCCAACAUAUUGCUUUCACAUGGGGCAUCUACUGAGCCCAUGAAUGCUGAAGAAACACCCCUUACAAGAGCCAUCGAAUAUAACAACACCGCAUUAUUUAAGCUGUUGGUCGCCCACGGAGCAAUCCCUUCCUCACAGGCUCUUCGUAUGGCGGCCAGCCGCAAAAGUUGGGUGAAAAUCAUUAUUGAUUAUUUCGAGAUGCUUUAUAAUGCUGGAUUCGAUCUUAGCAGCACCACUGUCGAUGGGAAAACACUUCUUGGUAUCUCGAAAGAUGUCGUGCUCACCAAAUGGCUUAUUGACCACGGCUGUGAUGUGAAUGCCCCACAAAUCUGCGAGUUACAAAACGACUCUUACGAUUGGGUCAAUCAUAUUACCAGUCCACUAGGAAUUGCUGCAGCUGAUGGAAAAUUGGCGAUUAUGCAGGUCUUGUUGAAAGCUGGCGCAAAUAUCGAUCUACCUCUUGGUCUGAGCGGAUCUGUCUCUCCGUUGGUUCUGGCGGUGUACAGCAGCGAUAUAAAAUCGACACAGUUUCUCCUUGAUGCCGGGGCAGACGUAAUAUCUGCCGAUCAGUUCAAAAUGCUUCAUGAAACCGUGAGAAAGACUCUUAUACAAAGAGCCUGGCAUAGACAAGACCUGUGUCUGGCUCUCCUACUCUCGGGUGCGUACGCUAGCCGUGGUGAAAGACUGAGUAUACUUGAUUUGCCCAUGAUUGAAGCAGUCAAAGCCAGUGAUUCAGAUAUGGCCUCCUACCUGAUUUCUCUUGGGGCACCAGUCAAUCCCAUUGUCAUGGGAUCUUCAUUGAGUGCUAUCGCAUUGGCAAUAAUGAAUGGAGCCAUUGGGGUAAUCUCGUUGUUGAAAGAUUCAGGCGUCUCGAUCAGUGACCUAUUUGUACCUUCAGUAGGCGGUAUCCGGACCGCUGAGUACUUGAAAUCUGCAGGGUGGCUUCCCGAGAUCUUGCGAUUGAACGGGGCUCGAAUUCUGGCCACAGCCAUAGGUAGACACGACGAAACUCUCGCUUCAUUCCUUAUUGGACAAGGAGUUGGCCAUGAUGAUUCUAAUUCUAUGGUGCCAACUCUCGAUUUACCAGAGAAAGAGUUAAGGCCUAUUGAAUCUGCAAUAUACGAAGAUGAUAUUUCACUGGCACAAUUGCUCAUUUCCCAUGGCUCUCACGUCAACGAAUCGGACAUCAACAUGAUUGUUUCGAAAGCCGUGCAGAAAGAUAGCAAAUCUCCCUUUAUGGAUUUGCUAAGCAUACUAGAAGAGACAAAGAGCUCGUGGAGCUUUUUUUUGGAUCCUGAAACGCUGAGGAAAGUGGCCCCUCUUUACAUCGGGCGACGUGGAGAACGAGUGCUGCUUGAAGCAAUUAAGUCAAAUGACCUGAAGCUUGUGAAAAUGAUUCUCGGAGCAGAAAUUGGACUACAUCAUCGGCCUAGCCCAGAUGAAGUUUUUUUACCUGAUGAUGCCCUCUCCCUGGCGGUCAAUGAAAGUUCCUGUGAAAUCAUCUCCGAGCUUUUAACGAUAACUGGUGCAGAUGUCAAUAGGCGAUCAAAUCAGUAUGGAAGAGCCCUGCCAGUUGCCAUUAGAAAAAAGAAGCAUUCCCUCAUUAAAUUGCUAAUUGAAAACGGUGCAAAUGUCAAUAUUGAAUCAGAACUGAACGAGAGGGCUUUGCAAGUUGCUGUCGAUCAGAAUGACUUUUUUCUCGUGAAGACUCUGGUCGAAAAAGGUGCAGAUAUCAAUGCGCAAUCAAACUUUCACGAGACGGUCCUACAUCGCGCUCUUCUUCGUGAAUAUUCCUCGAUUGCAGAAUUAUUGAUUGAAAAUGGUGCAGAUGCCAACAUACAAUCGGACUUUUAUGGGACAGCCUUCCAUAUUGCUGCUAAUUUACGAAAUUAUUCUGUUGCAACGAUUCUGAUUGAUAAGGGUGCAAAUGUGAACAUGCGAUUCGAUUCCGGUGGUGGGGUCUUGCAUAUGGCCGUUAAGGAGGAAGACCAUCGGCUCGUAAAGUUUUUGAUUGAGAACGGCGCAGAUGUCAACUUGCAAUCAGAUUAUGGCGAAACGGUCUUGCAGACUGCUGCUACCCAAAUGGACUACCUUCUUGUGGAACUCUUGAUUGAAAGUGGCGCGGAUGUUGAUAUUCAAUCAGAUCGUGAUGGAACACUCUUGCAGGAUGCCAUUCAUCGACAAGAUUAUCACCUUGCAAAAAUCUUGAUCGAAGGCGGUGCAUAUCUCCAUGAUCCUCCUAAUCCAGAAUUUGGAAAUUCACCUUUACAAAUGGCUUCCGAACAAGGACACACUGAUUUAGUGAGCCUCCUCCUUCAGAAAGGGGCUGAUCCCAACCAAAGCCCUUUAUAUGAUUCCGGGGCAACGGCAUUGCAAUUCGCCGCAAUCAAGGGGUUCUCCGAAAUUGUGCACAAGUUGAUUGAGGCUGGAGCAGCUGUUGACGCACCGGGGUCUAUACUCUAUGGAAGAACGGCAAUUGAAGGGGCAGCAGAAUGGGGUCAAAUCAACAUAUUGUAUUUUCUUAUCAAGCAGGGUUCAUCUCCUACUGGCCCAAAUCGACGGCAGUACCUCAGAGCUGUGAACCUGGCUGAGAAACAGGGACACUAUCCCAUAGUGAGAUUCCUGAAAGACUGGAUCAGAUGGACGGACUCUGAUGAGCGCAACUAUGUAUUGGAAGUUUUUGACGAGGAGGAAGCGAGGCUCAUAGAGUACGACGAGGAUGAUGAAGAUGAAGAUUAUGAAGGUUAUGAAGGUCUCUAG